GUUUGUUUCAAGAUACCAUUAAACAAGCUUUAAGACGCCAUUAGACACUCUUGAAAAAUCUGAACUGCCACAAUGAAAAUUUUGUUCCUGUUAACAAGUGGACUGCUUUUUCUGUCCUUUGGUUUAUGCCAGAAAGAAAGCAAAUGUAACAGCAGCAGUUUGGACUGUCAAGGCAAUACGUCUCAUAUAAUCAAGACUUUCCGAGGCACUCCACAAGACCAGCAUGAGGAGAUCCCUCUUUCAGUCAUAGACAGUCCGACAAAGACAAGCCACAACAAACAAAAACAAAACAAGGAUUCUGCGGGGAAGUCCAAUGCCUCCUCACUAAAAGUAAACAAUUCCACAGUGGAAUAUCUCACCAGCUCACUGAGCACAAAACUGAUCCCAGCUGUUUAUUUAGCUGUGGUUUUAGUAGGGGUGCCAUCAAAUGCCCUCACGCUAUGGAUGCUGUUUUUCAAAAUGAGAUCAGUCCGUACAGCCAUAUUCUACACAAACCUAGCCAUUUCAGACUUUCUAUUCUGUGUUAUGUUACCAUUCAAAAUCACAUAUCACCUCAAUGGUAAUAACUGGAUACUUGGAGAAGCCAUGUGCCGAAUCAUGACUGUGGUCUUCUAUGGUAACAUGUAUUGUUCCAUUCUACUCCUCACCUGCAUCAGCAUCAGCCGUUAUGUCGCCAUUGUUCAUCCGUUCACUUACAGAACUUUGCCUAAGCAACAUUUGACAACAUUUGCCUGUGCGAUGAUCUGGACUGCUGUCUUCUUAUACAUGUUGCCUCUGACCUUAAUGAAGCAAACCUAUUAUUUGGAUCAACUAAAUAUUAUUACUUGCCACGAUGUUCAUAGUGACUGUGAAUCGGCAUCACCCUUCCAGUUUUAUUACUUCAUCUCUCUGGCAGUCUUUGGAUUUGUGAUACCCCUUUGCAUUGUUAUUUUUUGUUAUGUUUCAAUUAUACGAACUCUCAAAGCUUACAAUCAGAAGUGGCUCUGGUACAUUAAAGCCAGUUUCCUCAUCCUUAGCAUUUUCGCUAUUUGUUACACACCAAGUAAUAUCACGCUGAUUGCUCAUCAUGUGAAUUACUACCGCAAUGCUAGAGACAGUCUGUAUUUCUUUUACCUUAUUGCUUUAAGCCUGAGCAGUCUGAACAGCUGCCUUGAUCCACUUCUUUACUUCUUCACAUCCAAAGUCAAAAGAAAGACCAGUGCUCAUCACACCACGGCUAAAAAGGCUCAGGAUGGACGCAUGUUAUACCCUUGACAAAAUUGUGCAUGUAUUUUUGUUCACGAAAUGCUAUUUACGAAUUUUAUUUUUAUACUGGUAAAACUUUAGCAAUAGACAAAUAUUAUGGAGACAAAUUCUGAUUGGCUAAAUGAACAGUUAUUCAUCUAAUGGUAUAGCUGACUACUUAGGUGGUGAGGCUGCAAGUUGAAUAUAUUUGUUUCACUUUCCUAUGGAAUAAAAGUCCUGCAAAGACUAUACAGAGAAUAUAUACCUCAGUGGAUAACUAUACACAGGGCUGCUAGUAGGGAGAUCUCCAGCCCCCACCUGUCAUUUUCUGCUGCCACUCAGCAUAGCAGCAUGCAAUUAAAAAUAAUUUAUAGAGCCAGAGGCAUGAUGUCACUUCUAGGGAAAUUCAGUCCUCCCUAAAUAUCACCAAAACCUUUAUUGUUUUACCACAGAGGUUCUGGCAAUUCCUAGAGAGUAGUGAAGUCACUUCCAGAUUUUUCUAAAAUAAUAGAAGCUAUUCAGUCAGAUAGUUGCAUUAGGAAACUUUGUGUUUUUUUAGCCAUUUUUGUGAAGGGAGGAGGGAUUGACUAAAGGAAAGGCCAGUGAAUGGCAUAGGUAACUUUAAGGCUCUUCUGGUUUGCAGAAAUCCAGAGGGGGUAUGGAUAGAACACACCAAGAAAGAGAACGGGGCAAGCCAGGAUAGAAGACUCUGGAAGGAACAAGGGAAUAAUCCCAGUGUUAUGGUGGUGGAAAAUGCUGCUAAACCCCAUAGGGUUUUCAUGACGAGACAAACAGAGCUGGUAUUGCCUUUGCCUGCCUUUGGCUUUCCUGGUGGUCUUCCAUUCGAGUACAAACCAGGGCCAAAUCUGUUUAGCUCCCAAGUCUGAUGAGAGUGGGCUAGCCUGGACCAUGGUAACAAAUGUACACUAAGGAAAGGAAAUAUGUCAGAGGUAAAAAAGAAAACACUGCCAAAACUAAAUGGGUGUGCAUUAUGGGUUCUGUGUGCAUUACGGGUUCUGACUUAUGAAUUAAUGUCCUCCAAAAUGUCCCACUGUCAACAGCCUUACUCAGGUCUUGCAAACCAAGGGCUGAAGCUUCCUUUAUAAAGUCAAUGCAAAGACAAAUACAUUAAUAAAUGUAUCCUAAGCAUUUAUGUAUUACCAAGGUGCACUGUGUUCAGUGGGACUCACUUUUGAAAAACAGCUUGAAAAUGGCCAUUUUAAUAUUUAAAAAAUCAGUAUGUACGAGGUUUCUUCAAACAAACUAAUGACAGACAUUGGCCUAUUCACAGAUAGCAUGGCAAGGAAGUAGAAUGCUCAAAUAAUAAAACAAGGUUGCUGUAAACAUUUUGGUAUAUGCCAUUAAAGGUUACUUAAUAUUUACUUGCAAUAAAA
Messenger RNA from Sphaerodactylus townsendi, 2618 nucleotides. It is a transcript of the gene F2RL2, whose product is annotated as coagulation factor II thrombin receptor like 2. Gene Ontology annotation, biological process: blood coagulation; thrombin-activated receptor signaling pathway; positive regulation of Rho protein signal transduction. The record is from RefSeq and is a predicted model, not a curated record. The coding region runs from base 73 to 1254 and encodes 393 amino acids. Gene Ontology annotation, molecular function: thrombin-activated receptor activity. Gene Ontology annotation, cellular component: membrane. The transcript is spliced from 2 exons. Lineage: Eukaryota; Metazoa; Chordata; Lepidosauria; Squamata; Sphaerodactylidae.